GUUCACUAAAAUACAUUUUUGGCGGUAUUUAUAGACCUUUUCUUGUUCUCAAACGAUUCAAUUUUCCUCAAUAGUUUUUUAUUCUCGUAAUUUUUCCACAAUUGAAGCCCAAUUUUUUUCUCGACUACAUGGGUAAUUGUCUUUAGAUAAGCAACACUGAACGAGGUUUUAAGCACAAUAUAACUAUUAAAACGUUAAGUGGCACUUACAGCCUCAUUCAAGAAACUAAUUAGGAAAAAGUCAUUCGCCUGAGGCAACAUAUGAUGUCCGUAAAAACACGUAAUUGGUCAUUAUUAAAAAAAAAAUCACGACUGUACAUCAUGUUAUUCUCAAAAUAUCAGUAAAUUGAAAUGAGUUAGUAUGUGCGAAAUACUGUUACCAUUGUAAUGGAACCAAGUUCGAAUUUUGCUUGAACUUUUUGUAUGGGGUGUUUCAACAAAGUGCUAUUUUCGUUUUUUUUUUUUCACCUGGGAGGGAAUAUAAUUUUGGUGUGAUAUGGUGCUUAUUCAAGUCUUUCUGAUCAACAUGCGGGUUCUCAUGUCAAUACGGGGGCAGAUGUGGCUGGUAUCUUAACCAUUGAUCUCAGUGGUGUUAUAAUUACAGAGCUAAAUAGCUUGAUCACUUGUCUUUGUCACGUCAUAUUCUCGAUUAAUAGCUCAAGGUGGAUUUGCCGACAUGAAAUAACGAUGCGUAAUUACCUUUUUAUUUCCCUACUUCACAGUCAUUACCGGUUUAGUUUAUCGUUCUGAUCUUCAACUCUACAAUAAAUCGAGUCGUUGAUCUUUCUUUGGACUCAGUAACUUCAACACACCCGAGAGAUGGAUCUCGAGCAAACUGGUCUUCGAGGUUAUGUUUUUGUUCCAUACUGCACCGAAGAGUGCUGUCAGAGCCAACUACAAGCUUUUCAGGCGGCUGUUCCUUCUUCGUACCCAACUUCUGCUUCAAAGUGUAACCCUUUUUUGCCGGAGCAGAUAAGUUCAAGUAGCCUAGCUACGCACUCUUCACGAUUUACAUCGCUCAAGACUGGUGCCUACCGCGUGCUUUUUCCCGCCAUUUCAAGAGAACUACCGAAGCCGUCUGAAGUUUCCCGCCAUAAAGUCGGUGUAAAAAGUUUGCUGUCUACAUUUCAACCAAUUCAAGAAAGUUUCCUGCAGACCAACGAGAGAGACUGGAAGAUGGAAGUAAAUUGCAGGUCGAAACGGAAGCGUACAAUCUUCACGGCAGAUCAGCUCGAACGACUGGAAAAAGAGUUUGACCGUCAACAGUAUAUUGUUGGCACACAAAGGUUCUAUCUCGCGGCUGACCUGGGCCUCAAUGAAACACAAGUUAAAAUCUGGUUCCAGAAUCGCAGAAUCAAAUGGAGAAGACAGAACUUGGCUCUUCGUCAAAGUCCAGUGAGAAGUAGAUUCGAAAGCGAGGAAAAUGACUAAACUGGAAUUCUUCACAUGCGGCGCUGUAGAACACGUGUACAAACUACCCUGUAAACUAUCAGGGCAAACUUGGAACGGACCUGUUUUUGUGCGUAUAGAAAGGGUUCCUUGAGUAAUUUUAACCGCAAUAUGACGCAAAAACGUCAUGUUGCUAUUAGUCAACCCCCCAGUCACCCCAAAGUGGCCUUUUGGACAGUAACACUGUAAUAUAGCAAUGGCAUCGCAAAGCAUUCGCUUUAUCUGGCAGCUAGUUUCUCUUUGCUCCCAACAUAAUCUAUCGUGAAAAGGUUUUUAACUUAGUGAGGUAUGUUGCGCCUCGUGAACUUAAACAUAUGAAAAGCUUUCACAACUAUUACCAGUACCACAAGAUACACCCAACCUUUUCCCACGCCAAUUUCAAGUCUACGUCGGCGCUUUUUACAGGCUCUCGUAUUAUACAGGAUCACGCGGAGCUUGGGAAAGUGUUUGGGGG
This is a messenger RNA of Orbicella faveolata, 1902 nucleotides long. RefSeq names its product homeobox protein MOX-2-like. The record is from RefSeq and is a predicted model, not a curated record. NCBI's taxonomy places the organism in Eukaryota, Metazoa, Cnidaria, Anthozoa, Scleractinia, Merulinidae. Gene Ontology annotation, cellular component: nucleus. Gene Ontology annotation, biological process: neuron differentiation; central nervous system development; regulation of transcription by RNA polymerase II. Gene Ontology annotation, molecular function: DNA-binding transcription factor activity, RNA polymerase II-specific; RNA polymerase II cis-regulatory region sequence-specific DNA binding.